GUUCCUGUUUUCUUGUACAGUUACGGUUCCGGCCCGGUGUGGUCCGACAGCACGAGCUGCUGCUCAGCACGAGCUGGUCGAACGGCAGCGGGCAUCGAACAGUGAACCUCAGCGACAGAUGGAGGAACGAGUCUUCGAACCCAAACUGGUUCUGGUCUUCAGCGGGAAACGGAAGUCCGGAAAAGAUUAUGUGACGGACUUGAUCAAGGGACGUUUAGGGUCGGACGUUUGCUGCGUCCUGCGUCUGUCCGGACCUCUCAAACAACAGUAUGCUCAGGAACACGGACUGGACCUGGACCAGUUGCUGGGCCCUGGUCUUUAUAAGGAGCAGUUUCGGGCCAAUAUGAUUUGCUGGGGAGAAACUCGACGACGGCGUGACCCUGGAUUCUUCUGUCGCCUAGCAACCAGAGGAGCAUGUCAACCAGUCUGGGUGGUGAGUGACGCGCGGCGGCUGUCAGACCUUCAGUGGUUCAGGUCGGAGUUUCCUCAACAAACUCGAAGUGUCAGAGUUCAAAGUUCAGAGGAAACCAGGACAAAGAGGGGGUGGAGCUUCACUGCAGGUGUGGAUGACGCGGAGUCAGAGUGUGGGUUGGACAGUGGCGUUGCAUUUGAUUGGAUAAUCAGUAAUGAGGCCGACGCCCCCUCAUUAGAUGAGCAGCUGCAUCCAAUCCUGAGGCUGGCUGAGGAAGCAGCUUCAUCACCAAUCAUCACGGAUCAAUAACAUAUUGAUCAGAUCCGAUCAGUCUGUUUACGCCAGGUUUCCAGAGAUGGGUGCGGUCACGUGAUGGAGUCGUGGUCACGUGAUGGAGUCGUGGUCACGUGACGGAGUCGUGGUCACGUGAACCUGCUCGAGAGCAAAGUUAGAUGUAACAAGUCUAUUUAGCUGAUGGCCACUAUGGAAACAGUCACACACACAGUGCUGUGUGAAUGUGAGGAAUCAAACCGCCGACCUUCAGACGAGUUGCUGCCUCCAAACAGAACUAGAAAACAAAAUGUGAUAAAUAAAAUGUUUUCAAAGAAG
Molecule: messenger RNA, 1021 nt
Organism: Paralichthys olivaceus (Japanese flounder)
Lineage: Eukaryota; Metazoa; Chordata; Actinopteri; Pleuronectiformes; Paralichthyidae
Product: phosphomevalonate kinase
Biological process (GO): cholesterol biosynthetic process; isopentenyl diphosphate biosynthetic process, mevalonate pathway
Cellular component (GO): cytoplasm
Molecular function (GO): phosphomevalonate kinase activity
Source: RefSeq, a predicted model, not a curated record